Zeugodacus cucurbitae (melon fly) is the source of this 995-nucleotide messenger RNA. Its product is annotated as peroxiredoxin-6-like. The record is from RefSeq and is a predicted model, not a curated record. Gene Ontology annotation, cellular component: cytosol; mitochondrion. Gene Ontology annotation, biological process: cellular oxidant detoxification; cell redox homeostasis. The coding region runs from base 133 to 795 and encodes 220 amino acids. The transcript is spliced from 4 exons. NCBI's taxonomy places the organism in Eukaryota, Metazoa, Arthropoda, Insecta, Diptera, Tephritidae. Gene Ontology annotation, molecular function: peroxiredoxin activity.
GCUCGCUGUUGUCAUCAGUCUGUGAAAAAGUGUCUCCGAGCUUGAAUCGUGUUAUUCGUUGAAAUAUCACAUUCGUGAAAUAUCAUUUGAAAGUGUAAAAAGUUAUACAUAAUAUACUAAAUAAAUAUCAAAAUGCGUUUGGGAGCAGUUGUGCCGAACUUCAAAGCUGAGACCACCCAGGGUCCAAUUAGCUUUUAUGAUUGGCAGGGAAACUCUUGGGUCGUUCUAUUCUCGCACCCCUCGGACUUCACACCCGUCUGCACCACCGAGUUAGGACGCAUCGCCGUGCACCAGCCAGAGUUCGCAAAGCGUAAUGCCAAGUGUUUGGCACACUCCGUGGAUGAUCUGAAAUCGCACGUUGACUGGGUGAACGAUAUUAAGUCCUAUUGUCUGGAUAUUCCCGGAGAAUUCCCCUAUCCCAUCAUUGCCGAUCCUCAUCGUGAUUUGGCUGUACUCUUCGGCAUGUUGGACGAGGAACAGAAACGUGAUCCGGAGAUCGGCAAAACCAUUCGUGCACUCUACAUCAUCAGUCCUGAUCACAAAGUGCGUGUGUCGAUGUUCUACCCCAUGUCUAUGGGCCGUAAUGUUGAUGAGAUUCUGCGUUGCUUGGACUCGUUGCAAUUAACCGACAAGCUGAAGGUUGUGGCCACACCCGCCAACUGGACGCCCGGCACCAAAGUCAUGAUCCUACCACAUGUGACUGAUGCGGAAGCAGACAAACUGUUCCCCAAGGGAUUCGACAAAGUGUCAAUGCCGUCCGGUGUCAACUAUGUCAGAACAACUGAGAAUUACUAAAUUUUAGUCACCAAAAAUAAAAACAAAAACCAAAAAAAUUAAAAAAAAAAAAAAAUUUACAAUUUGACUCCAUAGGAGUUGAGUUGGUGCCCCUUUAUUAUAUUCUGUGCUGAUCAUUUUAGAAAUGAUUUUGUGCUUGAUCUUUAAAUUAUUGUUACUGUUAAGUAGAAAACAAAUAAUAAAUUUUGAGUACAAUUCAA